AUGGUUAGUUCCGUGGUGGCAAACCCAAACGAAAGACUAGUAACCCACAGACUUGACGAGGAGGUCGAGUCCCGCGAGGACGCUUCCUACUCUAGAAAGCCGCGUUCGAGUGUCGCUAGGAGAGUUUUGGCAACGGUGGUUGUGUUAUCUUUCCUGGUGGGCGUAUCUGUUUUAUCAUAUUUUGUCGUUAGUAAGUAUAAAGCUUUGAGUGAGUUUAAGAGUUCGUUGAGUGAGCACUUGACUAAGAACUUUCCGGAGUUGGAGAUGAAUAAGCGCGACAGUUACUUUGACGAGUUGACUCACCUGUUUCGCGCUAAUCUUAUAUCUAAUGACCCGAAACUUGAACUUGAGGUGUACAUGGAGUUUGAGUCAUUUAACGCCAAAUACCACAGAGUGUACAAAUAUGACAAGGAUCGCCGCGAGAGAUUCGUGAAUUUCCGUGACAGCUAUUUGGAAGUGAAGGAGCAACGGGGAACUGAGAUGUAUACAAAGGGAAUCAACAGAUUCAGCGAUCUCUCCGAAAAGGAGUUUUACCAAAUGUUUAAGCCUGUCAAGGUUCCAACCUUUGAGAAGUUGCCAUCAUCUAGUACCGAUGACCUCGAUUUAUCUAAGCUGAACGGAGAAGAUCUGGACUGGAGAAAGGCGAAAACCGUAAGUCAAGUGAAGGACCAGGGCGACUGCGGUGGCUGCUGGGCUUUCGCAACCGUGGGUUCAGUAGAAUCCUUCUACCUCACGCACAAGGACGUAGUCUACAGCCUGAGUGAGCAGGAACUGUUGGACUGCGACCCAAACAGCUUUGGAUGCAACGGAGGCUUCCCAGAGUCCGCUCUGAACUACGUAAGGAGAUACGGCCUUGCAUCAGCAAAUGACCUGCCGUUCGUCGGACACGACAAGAAGUGCUCAGUGCCAGAUGUCAAGAAGGUUAAGAUCUCAGACUACUACGUAUUCAAGGGCAAGAACAUCAUGAACAAGUCGCUCGUAGUCACACCAACGGUAACCUUCAUGGGAGUAUCGCCCGAAUUCACUAAGUACCAGGGCGGGGUAUACAACGGAGUGUGCGCAGACAAGCUCAAUCACGCAGUACUCCUGGUCGGCGAGGGCUAUGACGAGAAGCUUAAGACCAGAUACUGGGUAGUUAAGAACUCCUGGGGAACAGACUGGGGUGAGGACGGAUACUUCAGACUCCAGAGAACCGACGAAGGAUCCGACAUGUGUGGCAUACUGGACACAGGAUUCUACCCAUUCUCAUACUAA
Theileria orientalis strain Shintoku is the source of this 1254-nucleotide messenger RNA. RefSeq names its product cysteine protease precursor TacP. Gene Ontology annotation, cellular component: lysosome. The transcript has 3 exons. NCBI's taxonomy places the organism in Eukaryota, Apicomplexa, Aconoidasida, Piroplasmida, Theileriidae. The record is from RefSeq and is a predicted model, not a curated record. Gene Ontology annotation, molecular function: cysteine-type endopeptidase activity. The coding region runs from base 1 to 1254 and encodes 417 amino acids.